AUGCCCUUCCUACGCGGGGCUCGUCCAUCUCAAGCCGGGCAGGCGUCUGGCCGUCACACUGGCCACCCGGCACACGUGAUGACCCUCAUCGAAGGUGCUGCUCUUCCGGCUGGGCCGCCUCAUCCUCGCAGUGCACGUCAUUCCUCAGGCCGUGGUUCAUCCCCAGGCUCCUGCGCGCUCUGCAACCCUGUUUUCCUGUUCGCAGGUGCUGCGCUGACCUGCGCUGACCUCCAUGCAAUGCAGCCUCCACGCAAUGCAGCCUCCACGCAAUGCAGCCUCCACGCAAUGCAGCCUCCACGCAAUGCAGCCUCCACGCAAUGCAGCCUCCACGCAAUGCAGCCUCCACGCAAUGCAGCCUCCACGCAAUGCAGCCUCCACGCCUCCAGAUAG
Messenger RNA from Knipowitschia caucasica, 390 nucleotides. Lineage: Eukaryota; Metazoa; Chordata; Actinopteri; Gobiiformes; Gobiidae. The record is from the annotation of a GenBank genome assembly.